Diachasma alloeum is the source of this 1302-nucleotide messenger RNA. RefSeq lists its product as uncharacterized. The transcript has 3 exons. The record is from RefSeq and is a predicted model, not a curated record. Bases 1 to 1302 code for a protein of 433 amino acids. Lineage: Eukaryota; Metazoa; Arthropoda; Insecta; Hymenoptera; Braconidae.
AUGAGAAUCCGCCUGAGAUGUGCGGUUUUGCUCGCACCGCUACUGCUGCAAGUCGCCCUUGUGAGCAGCAAAGCGGUAGAUCAGAAUAAUCAAUUGGAAUUGCAAUCGCAGUGGCAGGGUCAAGCACAAAGUGAGGGCAUUCAGAAGAGAUACGAUCCCUCAGCGGGCUUUGACGAUCAUCAUGAGAAGGGUUACUGGAAGAAGAAGUUGAUAUGGAAGCCUGGCUGGAAAAAAAUAUGGAACAAAGGGCAAAAGCAAAUAUGGAAAACUGGGUGGAAAAAAAUCUGGAAACCCGUGUGGGAGCCUACGAAGCGUGCGGUAUGGAAGGAAAUACAAGUGCCCGCUUGGAAGAAAAUUUGGAAGCCUGUCUGGAAGGAAAUCCAGGUACCAGUUUGGAAGGAAAUCAAAGUGCCUGCGUGGAAAAAAAUUUACAAGCCCAUUUGGAAGCCGAUAAAGGUCCCAGCCUGGAAGGAGGUUAAGGUGCCUGACUGGAAAAAAAUUUGGAAGCCCGUUUGGCGGGAAAUUCAAGUUCCAGCGUGGAAGGAUAUACAAGUUCCAGCGUGGAAGAAGCUUUGGGUGCCUGAAUGGGUCAAAGUUGGAAUACCCGGUGAGCAGCAUUUAGGCACUGAUCAUCAUGGCUGGGAAUACACGAGCCACGAUUUGUGGAAGAAGAAGUUAAUCUGGAAGCCUAUUUGGAAGAAGUACUGGAAGCCCGCGAAAAAGCAGAUUUGGAUUCCUGAUAAAAAGCUCGAGUGGAAGGAGGCAUGGAAACAAGUCUGGAAAUCGGCGAAACAGCAGAUAUGGGUCGAUGACAAAAAGCUCGUCUGGAAAGAGGAAUGGAAGCAGAUCUGGAAGCCAUCGAAAAAGCUCAUUUGGGUACCAGAUAAAAAGCUCGAGUGGAAGGAGGCGUGGAAGCAGAUUUGGAGGCCUGAUAAAAAGCUCGAGUGGAUACCAGACAAAAAGCUCGCGUGGAAGGAAGCGUGGAAGGAAAUUCAAGUUCCAGCGUGGAAGGAAAUUUGGGUUCCAGGAUGGAAGAAAAUCUGGAAGCCUGUUUGGAUAUCCGAGUGGUUCCCAGCUGAAGAUCAUCAUCAUCCUCACGGCGGAUGGGAAGAUCGUAAGGACGAUGGCGCAACAGACGAUCAGCGACAGAGAUUAGCACGUCAGAGUCAGCCGUUACCAUUAGUUCAGCAACCACAGCAACAACAGAAUCCACAAGGAACGAGCCCAUUGGCCUCAAUAACCGAUGAUCUGGUGCCGCCUGCCUCGGAUCAGCAAGCGACGUGGAAAUUUCCAAGUAGCUGA